This is a messenger RNA of Knipowitschia caucasica, 450 nucleotides long. NCBI's taxonomy places the organism in Eukaryota, Metazoa, Chordata, Actinopteri, Gobiiformes, Gobiidae. The record is from the annotation of a GenBank genome assembly.
AUGGCGCACCAGGUGAGCGUCUCCAAAGGUUUGAAAUCCGAGAAAUGUCCACCAUCUCCCGCAGUCCGUGAAGCCAUCAGCGUCAAAACACCCGCGGUGACAUUACAUCCACAAGCCGCGCAAGGAGUCCGCUCCGGGGGGACGGACGCGCGGCUGCGGGGGUUCCAUGGCUGUGUCUCCCGGGGGUGGAAGCGCUUCUCCGCGGGACCCUCAGCCUCAGACCUGCAGCCUCAGACCCUCAGCCUCAGACCCUCAGCCUCAGACCUGCAGCCUCAGACCCUCAGCCUCAGACCCUCAAUCUCAGACCCUCAGCCUCAGACCUGCAGCCUCAGACCCUCAGCCUCAGAUCCUCAGACCCUCAGACCCUCAGCCUUAGACCUGCAGCCUCAGACCCUCACCCUCAGACCCUCACCCUCAGACCCUCACCCUCAGACCCACAUCUCCCCCUGA